Dimorphilus gyrociliatus is the source of this 331-nucleotide messenger RNA. NCBI's taxonomy places the organism in Eukaryota, Metazoa, Annelida, Polychaeta, Dinophilidae. The record is from the annotation of a GenBank genome assembly.
UAUGAAAAGAACCAAUAAGAGUGGCUUUCUGCCCCCUGGCAAAAAGAAACAAACCGGCGAGAAACAAGAUUUUUGCGAUGAGGAGAAAAUAAAGUCUUUGGAAGUCUUAAACAAAUUCUAUGAAGAUAAGUUGCGGCAAUUGCAAAUAGUAGAAUCGAAUGCUAGAAAGGAUUCUUUGGGAGAAUUGGAAAGGCUAACGAACAAAUGGAAAAAUGUUUGUUUGAAGGCAGUAGAGGAGCUAGAAGAAUGGUAUAAAGAACGUAAUAUUCCGGCGUCUCACGAGAAUUUAGGACUUAGCGAAAAACUUUAUGAGUUUAUUAAAAACGAGUAG